UUUUUCCUACACUUGUCUAAGUUGUCCAAAUAUCUUGUACCUUUUGGAAGCAAAUAAGAAAGGACAAAUACAAAGUGAAUUAUCAUCAUUAAUCCCCUCUUUGGGAUUUUGGUUGAUCAUCAUCAUCAUCUUGAUUUUUCAUUAAUUUUCAAGAAGAAAAAACAAUGAAAGAAAUAAGUGACAACAAUAUGGUGAAUGAGAUUGAAGAAGAAGGAGAUCAAGAGGAGAAUUUUUAUAAUUCAACAAGUGAUUUGUUUGAAAUUGAUCAUCAUAAUGGUGAAGUAGAAGGAAGUUUGUUUUCCUUUGACUUUCACAAUCAUGAGGAACAUGAUGUUGUUUAUGUUGUUGUUUGGAAUAAGAAUGUUAGCCAAGAGGAAUCAAGUAUGGAUGCUUUGCUUUGGACUCUCAAUCAUGUUGUGAUUAAUCCAAAUUCUACUAUUGUUUUCCUCAUUCAUAUCUUUCCUCAAACCAACUUCAUCCCUACUCCUUUGGGAAUGAUUCCAAUAGGCCAAGUGAAUGAAGAGCAGAAAGAGAACUACAUGACUAAAGAAAGAAGCAAGAGGAGGCAGUUCCUUCAAAAGUUUGUUGACAUUUGCUCUGCUUCCAAGGUUAAAGUGGACACUAUACUUAUUGAGAGUAACAUGGAAGCCAAAGCUAUACUGAACCUCAUUCCCAUCUGCAACAUAAGAAAGCUGAUUCUUGGAACUUCUAAAGCCAAUCUCAAGAAAAUCAAGUCAAGAAGAGGUAACGGAACGACGGAUGAGAUAUUACAAAAUGCACCAGAGUUCUGUGAAGUCAAGAUCAUAUGUGAAGGCAAGGAAGUUGUUGAGCUGCAGAUGUUUGAAUCACCUUCUCUCCAAUACUCCGGUGGCAGCACAAAGUCCAUUGAAGGCCAGAUCCAAAAUCAGAAUCAAGAAGUCCAGAAUGAUCAAUCCAUUGGAUGUGGAGGAUGUUUCAGAGCCAAGGCCAUGUCUUAGAUAUCAUAUAGCUCAUAGUAUCCUACCUCAAUGACUUGAAGGACGUAAAUUUCUAUCACCAAAUAACUGGUUUUCACAAGAA
Molecule: messenger RNA, 1059 nt
Organism: Solanum dulcamara
Lineage: Eukaryota; Viridiplantae; Streptophyta; Magnoliopsida; Solanales; Solanaceae
Product: U-box domain-containing protein 36
Exons: 4
Coding region: 165-977 (270 amino acids)
Source: RefSeq, a predicted model, not a curated record